Messenger RNA from Dendronephthya gigantea, 1871 nucleotides. Its product is annotated as neural Wiskott-Aldrich syndrome protein-like. Bases 142 to 1656 code for a protein of 504 amino acids. Gene Ontology annotation, molecular function: small GTPase binding; actin binding. The record is from RefSeq and is a predicted model, not a curated record. Lineage: Eukaryota; Metazoa; Cnidaria; Anthozoa; Malacalcyonacea; Nephtheidae. The transcript has 12 exons. Gene Ontology annotation, biological process: regulation of Rho protein signal transduction; actin filament organization.
UGUGAUUUUUCCGUUUCAAUCACAUAUUCCGGCGUUGAAACCGUGUUUUGCAAUGAUCACCAAAAUAUUACUUAGGGAGAGAGGGGUGGUUUCAAUGUAAAUAUUGUAGCCUCCUUCUCAAAGAAACCAAAUUUUGUAAACAUGUCGUCUAACCAAGGAAGAAGAGUCGAACAGCCUAACAAACCUUCUAAUGUUCUCAAUGAAAAUGAAAAUAAUAUUGUCUUUGGUUUGUUGGGAAAACGUUGUACGUCUCUUGCAACGGCCGUAGUUCAGCUACACUUAGCUUUACCCAAGUCGCAGGACAGAUGGACAAAACAACAUUGUGGAGUUGCUUGUUUUGUCAAAGACAACCCGAAAAGAUCAUAUUUUAUUCGAAUUUUUAGUUUCCAGGAGCGUAAAAUGGUGUGGGAACAAGAAAUUUACCAUAAUUUCAAAUACCUCACCCCAAGAAAUUACUUUCAUACAUUUGUUGGAGAUAAAAGUCAGGUUGGGCUAAAUUUCUGUGAUAGAGAGGAGGCUAACAGUUUUAGAGAGGAGGUUGAGAAGAAACUGAGGGCAAAGGAAAAUCGGAGACAUGAAAGAAGGCAAACCCGAAGAGAGCCAGCUCCUCCUCCAGCACUUGGUGGUGAUAUUGAUGUCAAAAACAGACCUAGUAGAAAUUCCAUUACCAUAGACAAUAAUCAAUCAUCUGGGCGAGUUUCUCCAUCACCAUCAGUCUCAUCCAUUGAUAAGAAGAGUGCAAAAAAGGAUAAAAACAAGAAAAACAAGAAUAAAAAACAGAGGAUUACAAAAGAUGAUAUUGGAUUGCCUAGCAAUUUUCAGCAUGUUGGCCAUGUAGGAUGGGAUCCACAAGAAGGAUUUGAUAUAAAUAAACUUGAUGACAGCUGGAAAAUGAUUUUCUCCAAAGCUGGUGUUACAGACUCUGAAUUAGAGGAUCAAGAAACUGCCAAGUUUAUUUACGAUUUUGUUGAAAAACAUGGUGGUGUUGAAAAUUUCACUGGCCGAGAUCUUCCACCUCCUCCACCAUCUUCUGAUAUGCCACCACCCCCUCCUGCUAGAGGCAAUGGACCACCAAGAGGUGCACCCCCACCACCACCACCCUCUCGAGGUUCAUCUGCACCACCACCUCCUCCACCUUCAAGAGGAUUUGGAUCAGGCCCACCACCCCCACCACCCUCUAGAGGAGGACCUCCCCCACCCCCAUCUAGGGGUGCACCACGUGGUCCCCCAAUGGGAGGUGGAGCACCACCUCCACCACCUCCUCCCCCAGGUGCUCCUGCACCCCCUCCACCACCCCCAAUGAUGUCAAGUGGAGGAGGGCCACCCCCUCCUCCACCUAGUGGUGGUAGAGCAGGUCUACUGUCUCAAAUACAGAGUGGUACAACCUUAAAGAAGGUUGAUGCAAACAGUGACAGAAAUAAUAGUUCUGGAGAUGGUCGUACUAACUUACUCAGUGACAUCAGAAGUGGUGUUAAAUUGAAAUCGGUGAGUCAAGAUGAAGGAACACAAAAAAGAAAUUCAGAUGCAGGAUUGGAUGGAAUUGCAGGUGCAUUAGCAAGAGCUUUACAAGAGAGGUCUAAAGCAAUCCAUUCUUCAGAUGAAGAUGAUGAAAGUGGUUCUGAUUUUGAAGAUGAGGAAGAUGAAUGGGAUGAUUAAUUAAAUUUCUUAUUGGAAUACUGUAUGUAAAAUAAAGCAUUUUCUCAAUCAAAUACAACUGCAAGGAAACAAAUUUUACAUUUGAUAUAUUACCCACUCUUUUAAUUUUUCAUGUAUUAAUUAUAGAUAGAAAUAUAGUAAGGCAAAUAAUAAAUAAUAGCAUGUUUACAGAAUAUAUCAGUAAUGUCUGUAUUGGACACAGAUCUAGAUAUGAG